Dreissena polymorpha is the source of this 7131-nucleotide messenger RNA. RefSeq lists its product as uncharacterized. Gene Ontology annotation, molecular function: protein binding. The record is from RefSeq and is a predicted model, not a curated record. The coding region runs from base 130 to 6033 and encodes 1967 amino acids. The transcript is spliced from 37 exons. NCBI's taxonomy places the organism in Eukaryota, Metazoa, Mollusca, Bivalvia, Myida, Dreissenidae.
AGGAUUCCCCGGUAAGACCUUAGACCGUUUUAUCGAUACGUGAAAAGAUCCAAUUGUGUUAUCAAUAAUAUUUUUCGCGGUUAACACUAUUUCCAAGUCCCUGUUGGCGAUUAAAUUUACACAGGAAUAAUGUCUGACAGUGAUAACCCUCCAGAACUUGUGGAUUCUUCUGAAGAAGAAGGGUCAGGAAAAACUGCAAGCAGCUUGGCAGAGAAGUGGCUUAACAAAGAUCGGAAGUUUUUGACAACACAAGAGAGCUGGAUGCGUAUUUUCUGCUUUUGUCCUUUUCUCUUUGGGUGCAACAAUGUUGUAUCUAAAGCAUGGAUACGUGCUCUCAUUAAUGUGAAGCUAAUCCUUAAUGAAUCAAGGCAGUACGAGAUUACUUAUUUUGAGUGGCCAGAAUGGGAGUGUUUGGACCUGCUGGACUUUGCAGUCAAAGAAACACAGAAAACACUUAGAAAUCCCAAGAAGCUCAAAGAGGUCCUAGAGUGUGCAGAGAUCCUUGAGGAAUGCAAGUCGGGGGUUAUCAUUGAUGACACUCUAGCCAUUGAAGCAGCUGAGAAGUCAGUGUGCAUAGCAGAAAUAUGGGGAUGUGUAUUAAAACAUGAAAAUGCCAUAAAGAGAGCAAAGGCUGCCAAAUUUGCUGUGUUGUACAUUAUAAAAAUAUAUCGGGAACAUGUAGUGCACACUUGUGAGAAGAAAUUGGAUUUUGUGGAUGUCACAUUGAAGGAGAUAAGGAAGCCAAAUGCCAACAAACUUUCUGAAGAGCACAAAAAGCAGGGUAAUGCCAGUUUCAACAAUGCCGACUUUGAAGAAGCCAUCAAAUGUUACUCCGAAGCUGCAAAAAAUGAUCCCGUUCAUCAUGUCUACUAUGGAAACAGAGCUUUGGCUUACAUAAAAGUGAAGAAAUUCAAAGAGGCACUGGCUGAUUCAAGACGAGCUGUUAUACUUAAACCAGAUUUUCCAAAGGGUCAUCAUCGGUAUGCACUUGCCUUCUAUGAGUUGGGACAGCUGGACUCUGCCAUCAGAGUGAACAAGGCUGGACAGGUCCUGUGUAGAAAGUCCCAGGACGAGCAUUACCUGGCCCAGCUGAGGGAGCAGGAAGGGAAAUACAUGGAAGAGAAAAAGCGUCAGCACAAUGGGCUGACUCCAAUACCAAAAGACCUGGACAAGAAGCUGUCAUCUGUACCUCAGCCUGCAACUGAUCUCAACGAGAAACUGGGCUGCAAAGUGCCCAAAGUAGACAGGGAGGAUGAUAUACCAGACCUGGUCCAGAGUGAUCAUGACAGCUCAGAUACAUCUACAUCUGAAGAUGACUAUGAGUCUGACAGUGCUGUAUCCUCUGACAACAGCAAGACAAAACCUGUUGUGAAAGAAUCGGAGAAAGUGCUGGUAAACCCAGAGGAAGAAAUGAAGAAGAAGCAGGAAGAACAGAGGCAGCUGUUGAAGUCACAGAUGAGAGAAGGGUCACAGUCAUACAGCAAACAGGCGUACAAACCUGCCUUCACCAGCUACGGGAAGGCACUUGAAAUGGUCAAGCAGACAGAGGAUUUAGCUUUAUUUGAAAUGGAUGAAGAGGACUUAGUAGCCUUAAAGUACGCAUACGCUAUGGCUGCAAUAAACACUGGAGUGAGUCGGAACAUCACGGAGGGCAUGGAUAAGCUGUAUGCUAUAAACACGACACAUGAGAAUGUAAAGUUCCCUGCUGUGCACUAUGGAUUUGCCAAGGCCUAUGUUAUGUUUAACAGGUAUGCAGAUGGACUGCGAGAACUGGAGUCGGCCGAGCGUAUUGCCAGCAAGGUGCGCUACCCCCAGGUCACAUGGCCUGGCACCUCCGAGCUUAUAGCAGACACCACACCAGAGGGACUUCAGGCCAAGAUCAGUGAGCUGGUCCAGGUGUGCAAGUGUCCGCCCCCACCAGACGCCAUCUGUCGAUACCACACCAGCAAGCUGCCAUUUGAUGAGCUCACCACCAUAUACCUAGCAGAUCCAGACUUUAAGGGCUAUUUUAAGAUGGUGUGCCAGAUGGAUUGUGUGGUAUCGUUUCAUAUGAUUUGCUGGAAAGACUAUAAGACCAGUCAGAAUAAACAGAAUGACAAGGAUAUAUUGGAUACAAAAUGCCCGACCCCUGAUUGUCAAGGCCACAUCAUCAAGAUACACGUCAUCCGUCCGGACAGUACAGAAAAAGAGUAUGUGUCUGACAAGUACACCACAAUUAAAGAAAACCAGAAAAACAAGAAGCAGACUGCAAAACAGAAGCCUACCAAUGAACAAAGAAUUACAAGGAAGAAAGAGCAGAAAGACAAAAGGAGACAUAAACGACAGGAGCAUUCACAAUGCAAUUCUUACGCUGAGCCAGAGGUGGAGAUUGUUGAUGGUGCGAGUGCUGUUGCCUUCAUAGAGGACAUAGAGACACCAGAGUACACCCUGCCCUGCAUCAAGAACACCACUGUGCUCAAACGAGACAAGCUCAACGAUAAUAAGUCUAGUACAUCGAAUGGUAAGGCUAAGAAAGCUCGCAAGAAGAAAGACAAGUCCAAGCAGAUUCUCAACGUUGAGGUCAACUUUACUGAUGGCAAGGAAGACAAACUCUUGAGCGAGAAGUCUGUUCUGAGUGAUGAGGAGAGUAACCUGAUAAAUGAGGCCAACAUCAGACCUUUUUCAGUGCCAAAACAGCUGCAGAAAGAUGUGGCAAUGUUUGAGAAUACCUACGCUGUGACAGUUAAAGCUAACAAACCAGAUGAAGUAACGGAGAAUCUGUUUUCUUUCUUUGCUGAAAUCCUCGAGGCAAGUGGCCCCAUGCCAAUUAAUGAUCCCCAACUGCAACAGGAGAUGGACGUGUUUCCAUUUGAAGCCAUUGAGCGGAUAAAGCAGGUGGGAGGUCUGGGGGAUUUCCUCAAACAGUCGCUUAAAUUCGCUGUGAUUGACGAUGUAGUGUCCAUUUUGUCACACGCGAAAGCAGCUCGGGAGUUGGCUCUCAAAAGACGUCACGAACUCGGCUCUAGUGGUGUGCCAGCGGUAGCUAAUGACUGGUAUACCGUAGGGAAAAGUGUGAAUAACGUCGAUAGCUUGACAGAAAGUGUGAAAGUGAGCAUGGAUUAUUCAUCUAAAGUUUCUGGUAUGACAGGUGUUUUAGAUACUGGUAAGACUCACAGCAAAAUAUCUCCAAGCAAUUCUAUGGCGAGUGUACCACAAUUUUCUGUAGGUGUGGCAAUUUCUCAACCAUCACCAUCAUCUUUUAGCACCACAUAUCCUCAUUGGUCAGAAGGUGUGAAUUCUUUCAAUAUAAAUUCCCAGAAACAGCCUGGUGUUGUGAACUCAUUUGAUUUGAUUGACAACCCUCCACUGAUAGGAAAAACUGUGAAACCAUCCAUGGAUGAGUUGGAUGACAUCGAUAUUCAUUCUGACGCAUACAGUGACUUUCGGGGCAGUCAGGAUAGUGGUAGGGUUGAAGCUAAUGGUAACUCAAAACUAUUGCCUGACAGUAGCAAAAAUGAGAAGGAAAUGAGUCGAAGUAGUUCAAAAUCGGAUGUUAGUGAAAGGAGUGAACUGUCUGGUUUUUCCAUUGAUGCACCUAAACCUUUAAAGCCUCUUAGAAGCCAUAUUUUAUCUGGAAAGAACCAGAUCAAUAACUUGGAUAAACCAGUCAACAGUCCGGUUUCUUGGAGUUCAACAGGAAAGGGGAGUUUAGAAGACAGUGACAUUCUUUCUGAUAGUGUUUUUAAAGAGAUUCAGAAGGUGGGAGAAGAGUAUGUUAAGAAAACCGAUGCAGAGUUAAUAGCAGAACUUGCAGCUUCUGUUGUUAAUCAGAUUUAUAAUGGUAAAAGUGUAUCCAAACAGGAUCGUUCAGAUAUGUUGGAAAGAGUUUCUGCUGAUAUUGCAAGAGACUUUGAGAAGAACGAUACUUUUCGUAAGCAAGGUCUGUGGACUAACACUCCUGCAAGCAGUGGCUAUACAGACAAGUUUGCCAUGGAUUUUAUGAAGAAGCAUUAUGAGACACCUGAAGUGAUAGCUCCCCCUACUUCUGUGUACCCCCAACACAGGCUAUCAGUCAAUUCAAAAGAAUUUACUCCUAAGCAAUUUUCUAAUUUUAAUUCUUUGUUUAAUGAGCCAUUGAGUACUGGUAGCAAUGGCAAUGGACACUUUUUAGGUACAAAUUUAAUGACAGAGUCUGCCGGUUAUACUUUGUUUUCUGGCCCAAGCUUGGGUAUUGGCAAGUUUUCGACUCCAAUUACUACAUCAGCAUCGUUUAUACCGCCACCAAUGUCAGCUUCAAAUUUCUAUAGUUCCGAGCUUCCCCCAAACCUUGGCAUUCCAGGCAGGAUGCCUUUGUCAUCCCCCUCUAUGUGGCCACCAUUUUCUCAGACACCAAACCCAAUAUCGAUGCCCCUGUCGACAAGUACAGAGAAUAGAAAAACCUACGUCCAUUCAGUGACAAUGACUGAUGAUAAUUGGGAUCAAGAAUUAUUAAAGCUUCAAGAAGAAAGAGACCAAGCUUUAGCGAGAAUCAGGGAUAUAGAAUCAUUGCACAGAAAACUGCAGGAAGACAAUAGGGCAAAGGACACGAAAAUAAUGGAUCUAGAGUCUCAGAUUCAGACUCAGCAGACGAACUAUGAGAGGGAGGUGACCUCCUGGCUGCAUCAGAAGACCGCGCUGAGGCAGGAGCUGCAGAAAACACAGGACACUCUGCAGGGACGGGAGAAACAGGAGGCAGAACUUCGUGAAAAAAUGGCCACACAAGAGAUUAGAGUGAAAAACAUUGAUAUGUUAGCAAAAGAUCAAAGGGAAAAGGACAUCAGUACAAUGAAGCAGAUCAAGGAGCGGUCGGAGUAUUUCCAGCAGAACUAUGAGAGCCAGCAGGAGAGGGCCCGGGCUGCUGAGAUAGAGAUCCUCACAAUCAGACGCAAGGACAGGCAGGGAGUCCUGGACCGCGCCAUUGAGCAGGCAACACUCAAUGUACAGAGAAUGGCUAUGUUUAAACAGAAGUAUAUGGAAGAACAGAAGACAGUACCCCCUCUACUGGAGCAGGGCAUGAACUUUUGGACUUUUUACAUCAACAAGGCAAAAGAAAGUGUUCAACAGAUACAGCGUGACUAUGGUGGCCAGAUGGAGGAGAUCAAGCAGGGUAAACAGCUGUCUGAGCUCCCUGAGGUCCCAGCUCCCAGCCUGCCUGAUGUACCUGAGGGGUUGCAGAAGUCCAUGCAGCUGUUACAGCAUGGGUUCAUGAUGUCUGGAAUGCAUGGCCUGGACCCAAUCAGGGGGGCACCUUAUGCCGCAGCACCUUCUUUGCCAGCCACCACAGGGAAUGCUGUUGUGGGUCCAGUGGUAACAUCAGCAUCCAACAACACCAUGGCUGUAGCCCCUAAUGGUGCCAUGCCUAAGCCCCUCAGGCCACCUGGUCUGACCCCUAGACCCCUGUCCAGUCUACAUAAGGGACUUCCAGGCCUACAACCACAACGAGCUCCUCUGAGACCCAUUGGAAAGGUCCAGCAGCCAAUGUCCAGCUUCGAGAAACUUGUCAGCAAACUGCAGACAGUUUUUCCAGGGAAAUCUAGGCCGGAGGUGAGUGUGUGGGUACAGGAGUUGAGGCAGAGUCGCGGGGGGUCCCUGUCAGGCCUCACCAUUGAGGACAUCACACGCCAGGUUGUCACCAUGAUACAGGCACGCGACCGCAAGCCUCUUCCUCCAAAUAUGCAGCCAUCUGCGCCACCACCUGGUAUCAGCAGAUCGUGGGCGUUCACCAGUUACAGCGGUGUAGCUUCACACGCCCCUGGACCCUCCGAUGCUGGGUCAGUCCCUGGGCCCUCUAGUGGAGCAGGCGGGGGCGAGGGGGGGCUGGAGAUGUACCAGGAGGAGACAGAGGACCCUUGUGUGAUCUGCCACGAGGAGAUGGACUCCCUGCCUGUGGUCACACUCAAGUGUGGACAUGUGUUCCAUGAUCAGUGCAUUAGAAAAUGGUUCCAAGAACAGAGUACCUGUCCCAACUGCCGUGUACAUGCACUGCUGGCUGAUGAAUUCCCUUCUCUUACAUAAGAAACACUUCUUUCGGGACCUCACAUGCACUGUGUGAGACUUGCUGAAAAUGUGCAUAAUGUGCUUUAUGAAUGUGCUGUGUCGUCCCAGAUAAGCAUGUGCAGUCAGCUUAAGAUAUCAGAGACAACACUUUCCGCUUUAUGCAGAAAGUAUUGUCUCUGAUUGUCUGUGUGGACUGCACAGGCUAAUCUGGAAGGACACUCGACACACAUGGACUUAACGUGUUUUUCCAAGAACAACGCUCAGUGACUUAACAAAGACCUAUACAUACAGUGAAUCUUCUUGCAUCGGAUGAACAAAAACUAAUUAUGUAUUCUUUGUGCUUCAUGUUUAUUUGUGUAUAAAUGUACAGUGUUAAAUCGUUUACAUUGUUUUUAACGCUCAGGAAAUUUUAACAUUCUGAUAAAUUAUGAACAAGACGUGUAUUGAUGUAAUUUUAAUGAAUCCACAUAUGCCUAUUCUUGCCUUUAAGAAAUAAGUUUGUAAAUGUGUAGAUUAGUCUUUGUUCUCAUUUUGCUGCUUUUUUGGUUGUACAGAUUAAUAAAUGUGAUGAAUUGAAUGUAUAUUAACUGAUGUUUGAACAGGGCUCUACUUUUCUGUUGGGUACUUCUCUAAUUGUCUGUCACCAUUGAAAGAUAAGUUGAAACUUUACUCACAAUACACCAAGUAAUAAUAAUUUCAUUAGAUGUUGUCUUUAAAACAUGUGUUAUUAUGCUACCCAGACAAUAGUACUUUGAUCCUGGUUCUUAUAUGUUUGAUUCUUUGGUCAUUGUUAUAUUGUCCAUUGACAUGCCAAAAUCCUGGUGGAGGGGAAUGUAUAGAAGGUUUUAAUUAUGUGUAUACGAGUUAAUAUUCCACAACUAAUUUUAUUUCACAGAGAUUUCAGAUGUAGAUAUGAACACAAUAUUUCAGUUGUUUUGUAUGGCAAAAUUGCUCAAUUUUUUGCCAAUCGAGCUUCAGCAUUAAUUGAGUCUUUUAAUGUUGCCCUGUUUUAGUUUGAUAUUGUUUUAUUCCCUUUUAUGUGGUUUCCUCCCUUUUGAAAAUAUUGUUAUACAAUAUAUGUGGUAAAAUGCCAAUAAUAAAUGUGUUUGUAUUGUA